Messenger RNA from Acromyrmex echinatior (Panamanian leafcutter ant), 457 nucleotides. RefSeq lists its product as uncharacterized. The record is from RefSeq and is a predicted model, not a curated record. Lineage: Eukaryota; Metazoa; Arthropoda; Insecta; Hymenoptera; Formicidae.
GUGCGUGUGUGAUAUUUUUUUUAUAUUCAUAAAAUUUAAGAUGUUUCGAUUAUUUAUUUUGACAGAUAAGCACGCUUUUUGGACUGAAAUCGUCGCAAAGUAACAUCUCCAGAAGCAUGGACAACGAAGAAUGGGAUCCGUUAAAAUUUACUUUAGAAAAUAAAAAUAAGAAUGUACGAAAUUUAGUUGAGCAAGCAAAGAAUCCGAAUUUACCAAAUCAGUUGAUAGCGAGAAUGACUGGCUCUGAUUCUGCUUGCAUUCGAUUAUUACUAUGCAAAUCAUCUCCGAUCAUAAAAGCAGUGCAAACAUCUCUUAAUAAUAAAUUGCAGAAUUAUAUGCAUCGAAUGAUUGCGUGGUUCCCAUCUAGAAAGGAUUUUGAAGCAAACAGCGACGAAUGUGAAGAAAAUCAUAUCGAUUGUCAUUUAUUUUCGUCGUCAUAAUUAUAAUUAAUCUUUAA